CCGCUGGCCUCUACCACGCCGCGCAGUGCGCGGGAGGGCGUCUCGCCGGCCUCAGCGCUGUAGCCUUUGAGGAAGCGUCCCGCAGCUCCGGGCUCUCUCGCCUCCUUCCUCUGGCCGACUCCCCUACGUGUCGCUGUGGAACGGACCGAACCCGGAACUCAGCGCUGCUGAGAGGUCGCGGAAGAUGGAGGUAAUGGAGCCCAGCCUGGGCGGCAGGGCGGGCAGCAGCGCCGACAGCCUAGCCGAAGAGGAAGAGGAGGAAGAUGACGAGGAGGCUCCUACCAGCGGCCGGUCUAGCCGCACCUCGUCGCUGGUGAGCGGGCUGCUCACCGAACUCUACAGCGCUGCUGAGGUAGCCGGCCCCCCGGGCAGCGCUCGCUCCCGCGUCCUUCGGGAGCUGCAGCAGCGGCCGAGCCAGGUCAAGUACCUGCGGCUGAAAGGUGUCGAUGAAUUGACAACUAUAAAACGAGAACUGAGCUAUAGGAUUUCUGUUCAGUCAGCAAAGUUGCUUCGUCUGCUGAAGCAGAAAGACAGGCUUCUACAUAAAGUCCAGAAGAACUGUGAUAUCGUCACAGCCUGCUUGCAGGCGGUUUCCCAGAAACGAAGAGUUGAUACAAAAUUGAAAUUCACUCUUGAACCAUCUUUAGGUCAAAAUGGUUUUCAGCAGUGGCAUGAUGCACUCAAAGCAGUGGCCAGAUUGCCGACAGGCAUACCAAAGGAAUGGAGGAGAAAGGUUUGGCUGACCCUAGCUGAUCAGUACUUACACAGCAUAGCCAUCGACUGGGACAAAACCAUGCGUUUCACAUUCAAUGAAAGAAGUAAUCCUGAUGAUGACUCUAUGGGCAUCCAGAUAGUAAAGGACCUUCACCGAACUGGUUGUAGUUCUUACUGUGGCCAGGAGGCAGAGCAAGAUCGAGUGGUAUUAAAACGCGUUUUGCUGGCGUAUGCCAGGUGGAAUAAAUCUGUUGGCUACUGUCAAGGAUUUAACAUACUAGCUGCACUUAUUCUGGAAGUAAUGGAGGGCAAUGAAGGGGAUGCCUUGAAAAUCAUGAUUUACCUAAUUGAUAAGGUGCUUCCUGAUAGCUAUUUUGUCAAUAAUCUCCGUGCUCUCUCUGUGGAUAUGGCUGUUUUCCGAGAUCUUUUACGCGUGAAGCUUCCAGAGCUAUCCCAGCACUUGGACACCCUGCAAAGAGCUGCUAACAGAGAAAGUGGAGGAGGCUAUGAACCCCCACUUACAAAUGUCUUCACCAUGCAGUGGUUUCUGACCCUCUUUGCCACUUGCCUGCCUAACCAUACAGUUCUGAAGAUCUGGGAUUCAGUAUUCUUUGAAGGCUCUGAAAUUAUACUGAGAGUAGCUUUGGCUAUCUGGGCAAAAUUAGGAGAGCAAAUAGAGUGUUGUGAAACUGCAGAUGAGUUUUAUGGUACCAUGGGUAAGCUGACCCAGGAGAUGCUGGAAGACAGUCUGAUUGACAGCAACGAACUCAUGCAGACUGUUUAUGCCAUGGCUCAGUUUCCUUUCCCACAGCUGGCAGAAUUAAGAGAGAAAUACACAUACAACAUUACUCCUUUCCCUGCAGCAGUAAAAUCGACUUCACUUUCAGGAAGGCUAGGGAGAGCCAAAGACAGUGAUGAGGAGAAUGACCUAGAUGAUGAAGAUUCAAUUGCCAAUGUGAUUGGCUGUCUUGGACCAUUAAGUGGGUUUUUGGCACCAGAACUCCAAAAAUACCAGAAACAGAUGAAAGAUCAGAAUGAAGAACAAAGCCUGGGUUCCAGCAGCAUUGCAGAACUAAGCCCAGGAGCAAUAGACUCUUGCCGCAGUGAGUAUCAUGCUGCUUUUAACAGUAUGAUGAUGGAGCGUAUGACCACUGACAUCAAUGCACUGAAAAAGCAAUAUUCCAGGAUAAAGAAGAAGCAGCAACAGCAGGUUCACCAUGUGUGUAUCAGAGCAGACAAAGGGCCGGUUACAAGCCUCCUGCCUUCUCACGUAAACCAUUCCCCAGUCAUAAACCACCUCCUUUUAGGAAAGAAGAUGAAACUGAAUAAUAAGUCUCUCAAAAAUGCUGUUAUUCACAUCCCAAGUUAUGCUACAGGGAAGAUGUCUCCCAUUCCACAAGAAGAUCUUAAAACAAAACUGAACUCUCCGUGGCGAACUCACAUACGAGUCCACAGGAAGAAUAUUGCCAGAGUCAAGGGCCAGCUGGGCUAUGGUGACACCAUAGGGCUGAUAGAUGAGCAGAGUGAAAGCUGUAAGACAAAUAGUCCUGGUAGGAAGGAAGAGACUUCCAAACAUUCUGGCUUUGAAGAAAGGAAAGGAGGUGGUUUGGAUGACAGGACUACUCAAGAAACUGACUGGCAGACGUCUGAGACUGCCUUUACAGACAGCACUGCAAACAUGUCUGUGGUUCAGCUAAAACUGGAAGCACUGGAACUUACCUCAGAUAACAGAGCUGAUGCUGAGUCAACGUUGCAUCAGUCUGUCCAGCCACGGUUAUCAGAGUCCUCCAGUUCAUCCAGCAACAGUGGAAACCUGGCUAAAUCUCAGCCUGGGAACCCAAAGCCACAAGUCUUCAAUCCUUUUCCUAGUGUCAAACCUCUCCGAAAAUCAGCUACAGCCAGGAAUUUAGGGCUGUAUGGCCCCACAGAGAGAACGCCAACUGUGCACUUCCCACAGAUGAGCAGAAGUUUCACUAAGUCUGCCAAUGGCAACAGUGGGACCAGAAAACGAUGAUCUGCAACAACAACAAAAAUGUGUCAUUUGGUUUCAGGGGUUUGUCGGGGUUUUGGUGUUUUGUUUUGUUUUUAACUAAAAAAAAAACCAAAAAGUGUUUGUGUAUGCAUGUCCCAAAGCAUUUCUGAUCUGUAAAUAAUGGGGACAAAAGGCUUACUGGAUGUGUAAAUACGUGUCUUUGAGAAUUGUGUUCCCAUGUUGUUACAGGGUAGGUUAACGCAGGAGCACUCUGCCACCCUGCUGUUGGGUCUGUGGGAAAAUAAGCACUGAUUUGCAGUGUGAAGUAAGCAGUCUCUUGAAACCUAACUGGGACGUAAAACCACCGUCUGCCUUUCAAACCCUCAGCAUGGCCAUGGCUGCUCAAAGCUUGAAGGAUAAGUUAUCUGAUGCAGCAGACACCUGUGGCAGUUUUUAUGACUGUUAGGCAGCCUUCCCCAUUAGACCUCAUCGUCACGCUCUCCGAGUAGCUGGAGAAGGCACAAAUAACAGAAGCACAAGCAGCCCUAGCAAUCCAAACUAUCACUUUGUGUCUGGCCUUACCACUUACCUAUUGGGCCAUCUGGCUUCAGAUGUUCUUGAGCAACGAUUUAUGCUUCUCUUCUCACAGAAGUUCUCUGCUAGUACAUUUUUUAAUAUAGAUGUGAUCAGUGAGCAUGAGAAUACCAUAGACAAGCCCAUCCACGCCACUGGUUUGCUCUUUUUCUGUUACAUAUGUACAUCCAUACAUUUCUGUUCCUUGCUGCUGGAGGAUUGCAGCACUACAGAAUUAGGAAUUGAGAUGCAACUCUAUGUGUAGUUGUAUGAAUAUUACAGUGUAUCUUGCCUUCACUGGAUUUAAAAGCUAUUUCCUAGGUUAGGCUUGUAAUUAAAUCGUAUUUGCUGGUUUAGCAAUAGGUGAAAUAUAUGAAUGUUCCAGAGUAGUUUAGGGCAUUAAAUUCUGUAGAGUGAUUAGAUACUUAAAGGGCCACUUACCAUUAAUAGCCAACACAAACACAUCUAUGUGAGUGGGAUGGACUCAUGGGACUGCCACAGGCUUGAUCCUGGUUUGGUGUGAAAGAGCACUGGCAAAACAAUAAGCCAGAUACUUCCUAAUGAAAAAAAAACAAAGCUGGUGAAUACCAUUAAACUCUUUAUAUGUUUUAAACCUUUCUCCCUCUGUAUCUGACAGGCAGCGAAGCUAAAUGUGGGUAAGUGGACUUCAAGGCUGCAAAAUCAGGCACUCAAACUCCCAAGAAAUUCAGGUUGCUCUGAAAGCUUUGCAGCUCUGCCAAAUUGUUCACAUUGACUGUGAUUUAUUCCUCUAUUGCUUCCAAGUUUUUCCUAUGCCAUGGAAGUGCCAUUAUUUUAGACUGAAGUAAAAGCAGUAAUGAUGAAUCAGUACCACUGUAUGUAAUUUCAUACUUCCUCUUUAACCAUAUUCUUUGUGCAGAUUAAUAGAUGAUUAUCUAUUUAUUCACAUGCCCCAUACCCUAUAGAAUGUGAUGUUGGUUUUACUGUGUGCCAUAAAUUAGAAGCUGUACUAUAUACCUUGUUUGUUGUUGUGGGGACAGUUUUACUUUGUCAUCGUUUCAUACAAGUGUGUGCAUAUAAAAUAAUAUACAAGUAUGAACACUAUAAAUAGAAAACUGGUGUAGAUCAGGUCUUGCCCCUGCCUUAUUUUUGAGGUUCUAGCAGUAUGGUCACUGGUGAUUAUUUAUAGCACUUAGUACAUUUAAAACAACGUAGAACUUAGUUUCUGGUUAUGGACUGUUUGAGAAUCACUUCUGCCUUGAUUUAGAAGAAAUGGACUUCUCAGAAUCUUAACUGUGAAGCAGUUUCCCCCAGUUUUUCUUAUCUUCAGUGUAUUGUGUGGCUGUGUACUGAACCAAUAAAAAUAAAAGAACUGUCAUUCUGCAAAA
Messenger RNA from Pogoniulus pusillus (Red-fronted tinkerbird), 4626 nucleotides. It is a transcript of the gene TBC1D30, whose product is annotated as TBC1 domain family member 30. The transcript has 13 exons. NCBI's taxonomy places the organism in Eukaryota, Metazoa, Chordata, Aves, Piciformes, Lybiidae. The record is from RefSeq and is a predicted model, not a curated record. The coding region runs from base 185 to 2728 and encodes 847 amino acids. Gene Ontology annotation, cellular component: endoplasmic reticulum.